Molecule: messenger RNA, 1517 nt
Organism: Desarmillaria tabescens
Lineage: Eukaryota; Fungi; Basidiomycota; Agaricomycetes; Agaricales; Physalacriaceae
Exons: 5
Coding region: 156-1355 (399 amino acids)
Source: RefSeq, a predicted model, not a curated record
CGGUGAUCGAUCGGGACUGCUACGUUUCAAGGACAUGAGCGGCAGUACACUCAAUGCCAACUCAAUACUCAGGCAGCGUCGAACAAUUCAUAGUUUCAGUAGAUGAUUAUCAUUUUUUCUCUCUCUCUUCCCCAUGCCCUGGGCUUACAGAAUUUAUGCAUUCUGCGCCUAUUGCUUUCGUUCUCAUUCUUUCCUUUGGUAAAUGGUCUCGCCUCUCUUUCGACGCAAAUUCCUUGGUCUGCCCGUCACCAUCAGCGCCUCUGACAGUAAUGACUCCGCCCCCUGAGCCCAUCGUAAUUACCAUCGUUCUAAUGGGCGAAAGCGUCGCACAUGAAGGAACCAUCGCGAUGAAGUCUGCAAUCAUGCACACGAGUCGGCCGCUGCACUUUCAUCUCAUAUGUACCCAGGACAAUAUCCCGUACCUGGAGAAGAAGUUCGCCUUGUUCACACGACCAGCUUACGACAUACAGGCAACAUAUUAUCCUCUAACCGCUGAACGCGUGCGCGAACGAGGCCACCGUGCUGGCAUAGGAGAGAACUGGAACGUCCUCACCAAGGUCUUUAUGCAUGAAUUGCUCGUAGACGUUGAAGAAACUAUAUUCAUUGAUACCGACAUGAUAUUCCUCGUUGAUCCUCUAGAGCUCUGGAACGACUUCAAGCAUUUUGAGACCCACACUUUAAUGUCAUUCCCUACACUCGGACCCACUUCUCAUCCCGGACAGAUCUGCAGCUGCAUCAUGCUCAUAAACCUUGCUCUCAUGCGUGAUCCAUCUACCAUAUUCAUGCCUUCAAGCCUCCUUCCAGAAACAGAGCAAUCCUCUUUAGCCUCUAUGCCGUUCGCUCGAGGAAUAAGUGAUGGAAUACCGAGUCCCAUGGCCGAUGAGAUGGCGCCUUUCGAUCCCCACAAUCCAUUCUUCGCCGACCAGGGCAUAUUUCACGUCAUCUGGUAUUACAGACCGACGAUGUUCAGGCACCUAUCAUUGCGAUGGGAUGUCAGCACAUGUCGACAGCAACUAGGCUUAUCGUUAGGCCAUUUUGGGGAGGAUCUUGAGGAAGAUAUGACGGAAGAGGAGCAUAUUGCACGGCAAAUCGCGCUGGACGGGAGCGGGGAAGAACAUACGCUCAUGAGCCCUGGCAUCUUGCACUUUAACUGCCAAGGCGAUAGGGAUGACAUCUGGAUUUGGGAAGAUAACCAUAACGCCAGUGCGAAGUUUGGUCCUGUCAUCCCAACCACUUUACGAUACAAAUGGGUGGGGCUUAAUAGGGGAGAUGGUUCCGCCAGGGUGCAAACACGAACAGACUCUGAUGGCAGGUGGUGGGAUGAGCGGUUAGCGGAGGCCCACGCUGCCAAGUAAAAGAGCGCUGUGAACACCGGAACGCCUGCAGCUGCAACUUUAUGUAUUUUAUUUAUCUUCGCCGACCAAAAAUCAGGACGUUUAGCAUUGACGCUUUGGGAAUCAUUGGAAGCCUUCCAUAGACAUCUUAGAAUAUCCAUUAUGCUUUCCGCUCUCCCUCCA